Messenger RNA from Adelges cooleyi (spruce gall adelgid), 1856 nucleotides. RefSeq names its product zinc finger protein 888-like. Bases 338 to 1717 code for a protein of 459 amino acids. The record is from RefSeq and is a predicted model, not a curated record. Gene Ontology annotation, molecular function: DNA-binding transcription activator activity, RNA polymerase II-specific; RNA polymerase II cis-regulatory region sequence-specific DNA binding. Lineage: Eukaryota; Metazoa; Arthropoda; Insecta; Hemiptera; Adelgidae. The transcript has 3 exons. Gene Ontology annotation, biological process: regulation of transcription by RNA polymerase II. Gene Ontology annotation, cellular component: nucleus.
UGUUGUACAUUGUACAGGUUAGUGUAGUGCAGUUGAAGUUUGCACCCCUACAGUGUAAUCGUUCUCUCGUUUCGUUGUCGUAGCACAAGAGCGUUGUGGAAAAAAAAUCCCCAAACAAAACAAACACCGGUCGCCAGUUUCCAGAAGCGUUGGAAGUGUUUGCCGAGGCAAAUUCGUUCAGCUUGUGCAGGACCUAACCGAAAUUAACUGUAAAACGAUUAUACAAAUAGAUCAAAUGGCGCAGACUAUGACCAACCAAUAUUCAAACAAACUUCAGAUGUUCCUAUGCGAUUUGUGUAAGAAAUGUUUUAUAACCUGAAAUCAAAUUCACCGUCGUAUGAUUACCACCCACAACACUGAAAUGGCGAAUCAAUUACUCAAAAAAAUCAAGUCUGAUGAAACACCUAACAAAUGUGCCGUUUGUUUAAAAUCUUUUACGGUAAAAACCAAUCUAGUAGAUCACAAACGCUUCCAUACUGGCGAAAAGCCCUAUAAAUGUGUUGUGUGCCUGAAAUUUUUUUCGAUCAAAUCCUAUCUAGUAAGACACGAAAGCACGCAUACUGGCGAAAGACCCUACAAAUGUGUUGUUUGCCUAAAAACUUUUUCCCGAAAAUUCUCUCUGGUAUCACAUACUCGCAUUCAUACUGGCGAAAAUCUCUACAAAUGUGUUGUGUGCCUGAAAUCUUUUUCGAUAAAAUCCAAACUGGCAGCACACGAACGCACGCACACUGGCGAGAAGCCAUACAAGUGUGACGUGUGUCCAAAGUAUUUUAGCCAAAAAUCUCACCUUACUGGACAUAAACGAGUGCAUACUGGCGAGAAGCCGUACAAAUGUGACGUGUGUCCAAAGGAUUUUACGCGAAAAGCAACACUUACCCAACACAAACGUGUCCAUAAUUCAGAAGAGUGUAACGAAAAAAGGACAUACAAAUGUGACGUGUGUCUCGAGGAUUUCACACAAAGUUUUCACCUUACCCUUCACAGGCGCGUCCAUAUAGGAGAAGAAUGUAACAAGUGUUUAAAAUAUUUCACUCGAAAAGACUACCUGGCUGGACACAAAUGUGUACAUACCGAAAAAAAGCUAUACAAAUGUGACGUGUGUCUAAAGGAUUUUACACGAAAAGUAGACCUUGCAGUUCACGAAACCGUGCACACUGAAGAUAAGCCCUACAAAUGUGUUGUAUGCUUGAAAUCUUUUUGGGAAAAACGUGAUCUAGUAAGACACGAACGCACGCAUACUGGCGAGAAGCCAUACAAAUGUAACGUGUGUCCAAAGGCUUUUACACAAAAAGCAAACCUCACAGCACACAAACGAAUGCAUACUGGAGAAAAUCUGCACACUUGUGAUGUGUGCCUGAAAUCUUUUUCGAUCAAAUCUUAUCUGGUUAGGCACGUACACACGCACACUGGAGAAGGGCCCCACAAAUGUUUAGUGUGCCUCAAAUCUUUUUCGGUAAAACACCAUCUGGUAGAGCAUGAACGAAUUCAUACUGGCGAAAAGCCCUAUACUUGUGACGUAUGUUUCAAGCGUUUUACUAAAAAAUACAACCUAACGGUACACGCACGCACGCAUGCCACAGAAAAGUCAUACAAUUGUGUCAAGUGCCUAAAACCUAUUGCGGUGAAGUCCUACCUCGCAAAACAACAUAAACAUGUUUAUUCUGGUGAAGAGCCUUGCGAAUGCGAGGUUUGUUUCAAGUGUUUCGCUCAAAAAUGAAACCGGGAUCGACAAAAACGUAACCAUGUUGGAGAACAAUCAGAUCUUUAUCAGUCAUCGGUCUUUACUGACAAUUUAAAUUUAAGAUUUUUUUCACUUUGUGUUAUUCACUACUUUAUAAUUGUUGUAAAAAAAAAAU